This is a messenger RNA of Drosophila obscura, 3212 nucleotides long. RefSeq lists its product as uncharacterized. Bases 396 to 3065 code for a protein of 889 amino acids. The transcript is spliced from 5 exons. The record is from RefSeq and is a predicted model, not a curated record. Gene Ontology annotation, cellular component: nucleus. Gene Ontology annotation, molecular function: nucleic acid binding; exonuclease activity. Gene Ontology annotation, biological process: intracellular signal transduction. NCBI's taxonomy places the organism in Eukaryota, Metazoa, Arthropoda, Insecta, Diptera, Drosophilidae.
CAUACACGGGGAGGUCCAACAAAUUGGGCGGCCAGCGAACGAGAACUUUGUGUGCCGUUUCUUGCGCUAGAUUCUUAGCAAAUUAACUGUGUUUUUUUUGUGUGUCGUAUCGUGGUUGAUUCCUUUGAGGUCAGAGUGCUUUACAAUACGCGCAGUCCGCGGAAGAGAGCAAGGCGGAGGCGGAAUGUGCCCCGAAAGUUUUACAUUCAAGUGCUGCGUAGAUGAUCAUUUUGUGACGCCAAACGGGAGCAUACCAGACAACGUUGGCGUCUCUUUGUGUUUGCAAAGAAGAUAUUUUGCAUUAAACGAACUUUAAACUAUGCAAAUAGCAAAUAAGUGCCAUAAAUAGAAAACUACAGCAGCCACGGCAGCUGUGAAGCUGCAACAAACGCGUCAUGCUGCUGGAAAGGUCAAACGGAGACCAGGAAAACAUGCUCCCACAGACCCACGCGGCAUUUAAACGGAAGCCCGAACAGGAACGGGAGCUGCAGCCCAAGCAGCACAAGAGAUCCUUCGAUCCCCGGAACUCCAGCAACACGAAUUACUACAACAAUAGACAACAGGCGAAAAUGUAUUCUAAUCCCCAUAGGCAACGGAUGUUUGUCCAGAACAGACCCCCCAUAAGUGUAGCAACGACACCCCCACCGACAUUGCCCAACACUGGCAGUGAUGAAAACAAUCCAAAACCAACAACAAUAACAUAUGACAAGAUGCAACAGCAGUGUAAUCCGAAUAAUAACAACAACAAUGCCAAUAACGGUAACACCACUGGCCACAAUUUCAACAACCAUCAAAGCAACGGUGGCAACACCAGCAACAACAACAACGGUGGCAAACGCUGCCCCGGAAAGUAUUCCAAUAGCAAUUGCAACAACGGCAAUAUGCCUGCCUACAACAACAACAACAAUAACAAGAAUGGAUCCCGCAAGAAUCGCUACAACAACAACAACAAUCAGAAUCACAAUCAAAAUCAAAAUCAAAAGCAACGUCACUUCUAUGGCAAUUCGCAAAAGCGAAUCGAUGGAGCAGGCGGCGAUAUGGAUUCCACUCUCAAUGUGGAAUCGCAACCACAAUCCUGGCGCAACUACGGCGGACACCAUCUGGUGAAUUCUUCAUGCAUCGAAGACAAAUUCCUGGGCCAGCACAAUCCGGCCCACCGCAACAGCACCAGCAGUGAGACCACUAGCGAGGACAUCUGCUCCAGCCGGGAGCAGAUCCACAAGCCCAAGGCUGACCACAACAAUGCCUCCAAUGGGGCCAGCAACAGCAAGCCACACUCGAAGCGGCAGCAGAAGCAGUCGCUGGGCAGGAAUCCUGGACAGCAACAGCAGCAGCAGCAGGACCAGAAUGGCCACAUCAAGGCAGCUGCAGCAGGUGCAGCUGGAUUCAACAAAACCAAGCAGCAGGGAAGUGCUGGCAAGUGGCGCCAGCAACAGCAGCAACCGCAGCAACCAUCACAACAGCUGCAGCAGCAAAAGCGCGGCAGCAACAAGAAGCAGCAGCAGCAGGGCAGCAACAAAUGGUGCAACAGCAAUAGAGGCAGCAGCGGCACACAUGGCAGCGGGGGCGCCGGGAACAGCUGCAACAACAGCAACAUGAACAUGAGCAAACCGAGCGGCAACAAAAAUCGCAAUGUGGCCAAGAAUCUGGCCAACUCCUGUGGCAGCAGCAGCUUCUCGUCCUCAUCGUCGGCCCUCAGCUCGUCUGCUGGUAGCUCUCCGAACAGCUCGCCGUACGCGAAUGGCAACCGGAAGCGUGCCAGUGGCGGCGAUCAGUGGCGCCAUUGCAACAACCUGAUGCUGCAACAGGGCCAGGUGAACGUGAACUUCCUGGUGCCGCCGCUGCGGCAGCGCGAGCAGUUGAAAUUGGACGACCAGGAGGUGAUCGAGCGGCUGCGCCCCCACCUGAUUGACCAGCACCUGCUGCGUGUGUACGGCUUCCCCGUGGAGAGUGUGGUGCACGAGGGCGCCAUCGAGAUCUUCAAGUGCAUGCCGAAUAUGAAUAUGGCCGCCGCCCGUGCUAUGUCGCUGACGCUAGAGCGGGAAAUGCAGUACCAUGGGCAUGGUAUGGGAAUGGGAGCCAACAAAUGCUUCACCAUCUCCACAGACUCGGGCAACAGUUCGCCGAGCUCGCUGGACUCGGAGUCCGGCGAGUGGAGCGGCAGCGAAAGCGGCGAGUCGUCGUCGGCGGGCACAAGCAGGCCGGAGAUGAAGUACUAUCAGUACGCCAACAGUGUUCACGCACAUGUGGACCGCAGCCUGGCCAAGCCGUGUGCCCGCUGCAAGCGUCACUUCCUCGUCGAUGAGAUGACCGGCGAGUAUCUGACGCGCGAGGAGUGCGUUUACCACGAGGGCAAGUACAAUCGAUUCUACGAUGGCACCUACAUCGGACGCUGGACCUGCUGCAAUGCCACCGACGAGUCAGCCGAGGGCUGCAGCCAGGGCGAGCUGCAUGUGUGGACUGGCUCUGCAGUGGGCGUCAACGGACCCUACUACGACUUCGUGCGCACCCAACCAGCAGCCCCCGGGGGCUACAACUUUGGGCACACACCGUCGGUGUACGCCCUCGACUGCGAGAUGAGCUACACGGGCCGUGGCCUCGAUGUGACCAAGGUGUCGCUGGUGGCCCUCAACGGGCAGCUGGUGUACGAGCACUUUGUGCGCCCCGACUGCGACAUCAUUGACUACAACACACGCUACUCCGGCAUCACGGAGCAGGAUCUCCGCUCGGGCGAUGUCAAGUCCCUCGCCGAGGUGCAGCGCGACCUGCUGCAGCUGAUCAGCGCCGACACCAUCCUGAUCGGCCAUGCUCUGGACAACGAUCUGCGAGCUCUGCGCAUCGUCCAUCACACGCUGAUCGAUACCUCGAUCACGUUUCCCCAUGGCAGCGGAUUCCCCUUCCGUCGGGCCCUGCGCCUGCUCACCAAGUACCACCUGCACCGCGAGAUCCAGUGCGGGGAUGGGACAACGGGUCACAGCAGCUUCGAGGAUUCGCGCGCCUGCAUGGACCUCAUGCUGUGGCGUGUGCGUCGUGAGCUAGAUCCCACAUGGCGCUGGCAGGGAUAGGAUCGAAGAUCGACAAUCCACAAUCUAAGAUGGAAGAUCGAGAAUGCGGAUGCACACAACUGGGGUCGUGUGCAUAGUUGGGCGGGUUAUUUUAGUUACAUGUAGUUAUUAUAAUAUUGGGAUGGGUUUCUGGGGGUAGGGCUUAGA